UUCCGGUUAUUGGACCAUGAGUCUGGAAGUUUCUACAUGUUCGGGGAAAUAUCGUUGAUAAAAACGCAGAUUUCUGAAACGCAUUGUUCAGUUUACCCUCCGACAUUAUAGACACAAGACAUAUAACUUGUGUAAGAAAGCGUUAAACACGAGAAGUUAAUUCAAGGAAAAAUGGUUAAGGAAACAGAAUACUAUAAAACAUUGGGAGUUGAACCCAGUUGUACUCCUGAAGAACUGAAGAAAGCCUACAGAAAACUUGCUCUAAAGUAUCAUCCAGACAAAAACCCUGAUGAAGGAGAAAAGUUCAAAGCGAUCAGCCAAGCGUAUGAAGUGCUGGCUGACCCAAAGAAGAGAGAAUUGUAUGACAGAGGAGGUGAGGAUGCUAUAAAAGGAGGAGACAGUGGAGGAGGUGGUUUUAACUUCCAUUCACCUAUGGACAUUUUUGACAUGUUUUUCGGCGGCAAUGGUGGUGGCCGAAGGGGAAGAGGCCCAUCCAAAGGAAAAGAUGUUGUUCACCAAAUCAAAGUUUCUCUAGAAGACUUGUACAAAGGGGCCACAAGAAAACUGGCACUUCAGAAAAAUGUAAUCUGUGAUAAAUGUGAAGGUCGUGGUGGUAAAGAGGGAGCCGUUGAGAAGUGUACACCCUGCCGUGGGACAGGCAUGCAGGUACGGAUACAGCAGAUCGGCCCCGGGAUGGUACAGCAGAUACAGAGUGUGUGUGGUGAUUGUCAGGGACAGGGAGAACGUAUCAAUCCCAAGCACCGCUGCAAAAACUGUCAAGGACGUAAAGUUGUACGCGAACGCAAAAUCCUAGAGGUCCACAUUGACAAAGGAAUGAAAGAUGGGCAGAAUAUCCGUUUCCAUGGCGAGGGAGAUCAGGAACCCGGUCUAGAGGCUGGAGAUAUCAUCAUCGUCUUGGAUGAAAAAGAACACCAAACAUUCCGACGUCACGAGAACGACCUCAUCAUGGAAAUGGAGUUGGGACUUGCUGAGACACUUUGUGGCUUCCAGAAAACCAUCCCCACACUAGACGACAGAACUCUAGUACUGACAAAUCUACCAGGGGAGGUAAUAAAACAUGGAGCGAUAAAAUGUGUGAUGAACGAAGGCAUGCCAAUAUACAAGGACCCUUUUGAAAAAGGACGACUUAUAAUCAAAUUUAGUAUAAAAUUCCCAGAAAAAAUAGACCCUGCAUCUGUUGGCAUGCUGGAAAAAAUCCUACCUUCCAGACAAGAAGUCAUUAUUCCGGACGGAGCCGAGGAGCAUGAUCUCGUCGACUUCGACCCCAAGGCACAGUCAAGUCGAAGGCGAGCGGAAGCUUAUGGAGAGGAUGAAGAUGGUGAUGGUAUGGGAGGACAACGAGUGCAAUGUGCGUCACAUUAAUCAGACAAGAGACGAGACGUUUUAGCCGUUUUUAAUAAUUCUUGUGGCCAGUUUUGCUGGUGAAUUUAGUAUUUAUGACUGGGAGGUUUCAUAGUUGAUGGGUGUCUACAUAUAGAUACGAUUGCCUUUAGGCUAUUAUUAAUAACUGUGAUUGGAAAGUGGAUAACGGUCAAUGUAGACAAAUAGCUCGGAAUGGACAGUAUAUGCCUAUUGGACCCAAACACAGCUGACCUUAUGACUCCCCGCUGAACCACAUUCUCACCAGAUGAAGGCAACAGUUUAUACACAGAUUCUGUUCCAAGUUAAAUAAGAUGUGACGGAUCCGUUGUCCAUAAUCUUCAUAACUAGCUGUAAGGCCUUUUCUUUGAUGCAGAUUAACUGGUUCAUCUUCUAGGUAUAAAUGUAAAAUCUGAGACAUAUAAUUUUGGUCUGAAGAUGUUUUUAACAGGCCUUGGAAUUAUUCAUCUUGGCCCACCACAAAGUAAAGUUCAGUGAAUAGGUCUAUCUUCAUUUCAUAGCGAACAAUUCUGGUCUGUUUGGACUGAGAUAUAGUGUCUAAUCUCAAUGUUUGGUGUUUUUUAGCUCAGGGUAUUUACUCUCUCUAAAUAUACUGAGAUAAUGAGAUUCCGGCAAUAAUUUCUCCAAUAUGAUCAAAAAAUCUAUAUACUUAGAGUAUAAAUGAUACCUUUAUGGCUGUUACAAAUAUAGGGAUUCAGAUUUCUGGAAAGAUUUUCAAGUUAUCUGGUAAAUCAAACUCUCCUGGAUAUUGGUUCCAGUUAAAUAUAUGAUGUUUUCUUUGUGUGUACUUGAUAAUUGGAGCCUGUAAGCUCUUCAUUAAGAAAUUUAUUGAUAGAUAGACUUGCAUGCUGUACUGAGAUUUUUUUUCAUGUUCGUCUAUAGCUAUUAACUUUUGCAGUAUUCAUUGAGGUGAACGAAGAAUGCCAUUUGAAUUUUCCUUGUUACAUUUUAAACAAAAUUGAUGUAGACAAUCUGAUUUGUCAGUUCAAAAAUGUGACAUCAAUAUCUCUGGGAUACAUUAAUAUAAUGGAACAGCAGAUUUGAAGUCUCGAGUCUCGUCAUGAAAACCAAAAAGAAACUAUAGGACUGCUGUAGGUCCAUCUUUGUUUCAUGAAGGAACAAUAGAUAUACUGGUCCAACCAUUUGGACGGCAAUGAAUAAAUAUGGACCAGGUUUUUAAUUUGGAAACUGCCAAGGGAAAUAGUGUAUAUACUUCCAAGGCUGGGACUGUUGUACAUGUGUUUAUUUAUGAUUUGUCGGUUAUUAAGUGCAGGUCAAAAUUUUACAGGCAUAACUUUUGGUAUUUUUAUCAUUUUACUGACAAUGUGAGUAUAUAAACCUCUCUGUGAGAUGUACAUAAAACAUUCAUUAUUAUUUAUCCUUUUAUAUUUUUCAACGUUUUCUAAAAUCAGACAUGAAAAAGCUUAAAAAUUCACAGACAUUCUGAAUUAAACAUGUUUGUGACAUAAGUUCCAAACUAUAAACUCUGAACUCGUGACAUGCGACAUGCAUUGUUUGUAUUGUGUUACAAGGUAUUCUCUGAUACGCAAUUAUUUAUACAUACAAUUCUGAAUAAAUUGUGUUUCAAGUUGAUGAAUAUAAUUCAUUGUACAUGACACAUUAUUGUUAUAUUGGAUGAAAAAAACACCACUUUAUAGAUAUCUGUCUGUUCUCUUAGUUAGACAACAGUUUAAAAAUAAUAAGUUCCGUUUGUCAGCGAUAUUGCUGUUGUUAAUAUUUCAAUGCUUGAUAAACAUAUCUUUUUAUUUUAUAAUGAAGUUUUUGUGGUUGAAUUCUGGUUAGUAUAAUAUUAUGUACAUUACAUAUACAUAUUUAUCUGGUCUUUGUUUAGACGUUAUAUUUAUCUGUGUUUCGGGUUGGACAUACCCAGUUAAUUUGCUGUAGGGAGAAAGUAGAGCAUUGUAAGAGUUAUCUCCCUUGAUACCUGCGAACUCGAACAAGUCUAUCAUGUGUUCACUUUAAUCUCCCUUCUCUAUGUAAAAUCUAAUCACUAAUCACAAGAAAAUUUAACAAGUAGGGAAAUCUUCUCUUUCAAAUGAAUUCCAUUCAAUGUCACACUGAAGUUUAAAAUAUCGGUAAUUUAACACAAUGAAAAAGAAAUGAAAUGUCUGAAAGUCAUAUUAAAGAGCAAUGUGUCCAAAUACAGAUGUCAAAAACAUAAAGUUGUAGCGCCAACAACAUUCUGCAUUCUGUGUUAGGAAGUAGACCGUGUAUUUCUCCUGAGACUUGAGUUAUACUCAGUUUACACAGGAAUCACCUUAUAUAAAUGAAAUGGGAAACAAUUAAUGUGAUGUGGAUGUGUCAAUGUAUUUCUCAGUCAAGUUACAGUGUUAGUAUGACUGGAACAAAAAAACUUGAUUGUAUUUUUAACUUGGACUGCAAACUCCAAAUAAAAUUAUACUGUACUAAAA
Molecule: messenger RNA, 3833 nt
Organism: Pecten maximus
Lineage: Eukaryota; Metazoa; Mollusca; Bivalvia; Pectinida; Pectinidae
Product: dnaJ homolog subfamily A member 1-like
Exons: 6
Coding region: 172-1383 (403 amino acids)
Biological process (GO): response to heat; protein refolding
Cellular component (GO): cytosol; cytoplasm
Molecular function (GO): Hsp70 protein binding; ATP binding
Source: RefSeq, a predicted model, not a curated record